This is a messenger RNA of Aspergillus saccharolyticus JOP 1030-1, 1967 nucleotides long. RefSeq names its product wax synthase family protein. The record is from RefSeq and is a predicted model, not a curated record. Gene Ontology annotation, biological process: lipid metabolic process. The transcript has a single exon. NCBI's taxonomy places the organism in Eukaryota, Fungi, Ascomycota, Eurotiomycetes, Eurotiales, Aspergillaceae. Bases 154 to 1764 code for a protein of 536 amino acids.
CACCACUCAUCUACGGGCUUGGCUGCGUGCUUGCGUUUCUUCAUGCCAUGGAUAUAUAGUCCGAUAUCUCGACUGUACAUAUUUCUCACUUUUAUACCAUAUAUACAUAUCUACAGAUAUUUCUUGUGAUUGUUUGCCCCUGUUGGUUCGCCUAUGGCUGCCGCCACUUCUCCUCCCAUUCCUUUCUAUCGCCAACUCGUCGAAGAUUACCAAAAUCAAUACGAAUCACUCAUUCAGAAUGGUGAGGCGAAGCCAGUACUGUUGUGGCACUUGAUUGCCCUUCUCCUGCUUCCUGUUUUAGCGCUUCUCGUCUCGCGGCGCAAGGGCGGCCGCUAUGUGCAGCUGUUUGUCCUAGCCUGCCUUUUCGGUGCUCUCGUCCACUUUUUACGCCACAGACGGAUGCUCUUAGGAGGCUAUGGGUAUAUGGGAGGUUUGCUGCCAACAUGGUGGUUCAUCUGGUGCGCAGUAUGGCUGGCGUACAGAAAUGCUGAGCGCGACUGUCGCCGAAUCAUUCGAACAAACACUCUCGAGCCCACAGCGAACGGAAGUCCAACUACCAAGAUUGAUAGCAAGAAUGCCACCGAGGACAAGCGCCAUGAUUUUUGUCCGCAGGGCGUGGAAAGGCUCGCGUGGCAGUCCUAUCCGCAGUCGCUUUCACAGCGCCUGGACUGGGUCUUUAGCUUGUUAUAUGGCAUGCGGGGACCUGAAUGGAACUGGCGCAUCUCUUCCCUUGGGCCAUUACCCGCCUCUAUUCACGCCCAGCUGAAAGCCAAGGAUCCAUCCUUCCAUGAAAUUGAGAUGACGCCAGCGGAGAAAACACGAGCGCACGUUGCCCUCAGGGCCCGCGUGCGCUCUGCACUGGUCGUCUGCAUCAAGUCCUAUCUCGCCCUGGAUCUGAUCAAGCUGCUGAUGAUCCGGGACACGUACUUCAUGUACAACGGCACCAUGGCGCUGGCGCCACCAUACCCGUUCACCUUCCUCACUGCAGUCCCUGGCAUGGUCCGUUUCUAUCGUCUGGCCGUCACCGGUUUCGGAGUCCACGCCGCGUUGACCUUUGUGACCUCCUUCAAUCCCAUCAUCUUCGGCGGGCUUGCACUCGCCUUCCCCAACGCAGCCCGCGCCCUAACCUCGGUGCCUCUCGAUGCGCCAUGGCUGUACGCCGAGACCUUCGGCCCCUUCCUCCCAUCCCUCCUCGAUCACGGCCUCAUCGGCUGCUGGAGUAAAUGGUGGCACCAGCUCUUCCGCGUCGGCUUCACCUCCACCGGCCGCUGGCUCGUCUCGUUCCUCCCCGCGGACCUCGCCUCCCGCCCCGCGGUCCGGCAGCUGGUCUACACCUUCGUGGCCUUCGGUCUCAGCGGCCUCGUGCACUCGAGCGGCAGCUACGUACAGAUCGCAGUGACAAGACCCGCGGCGGGCCCGUUCCGGUUCUUCAUCCUCCAGGCGGUGGGAUUCGUGCUGCAAGGCGUUGGCACGCAUGUCCUCGUUCCGUGCCUGAUGGGUGCAAAACGAGACUUGCCGCAGUGGCUGCGACGCACGGCGAAUCUCGUCUUCGCGAUCGGGUGGCUCUACCUCACAGCGCCGGUGAUCGCGGAUGAUUUCGCCAGGGGUGGGCUGUGGCUGACGGAGCCGUUGCCUGUCAGUCCGCUGCGGGGGCUGGGGAUUGGAGUGAGAGAAGAGGAUAAGGGGUGGUGGUGUUGGUCUUCGCCUUGGUUUGAAUUUUGGGACGAUGGUACAUAUUGGGGAAGUGGUGUGCGCGUGAUCUAGAUGCAAUUUUUUCUUGUCUUUUCGGAUAUCAUUCUGUUAUAGAUCGACUAGAUGGGUGGUUGAUAUAUAUGAUAGAUUUAGAGUUGUUAUGAAUUGCUUCAAAGGAAAGGAAGCGGCAAAGAACUUGUGCAGUUGAGUCACAAAUGACUAAUGUUUAUUACAGCGUGUGGUGACAAGCAGUCUGUACAACCGAUAGAGCAGCA